AUGUGUACUCGUUCAAGUUUCGUGUCCGAGUCACCUGAUGACGCGUCUCCCAUCGCGCCCGCGUUUCUUAUCUUCAACCUCCCAUCAGCAACCUGCAACACCAUCGAUCCCAAUAUGGUUGGUGAAGCCCAAAAUACGCAAAAGCGCCGUCGACUCCCGUUCAAACCUCCCAGUCGCACCGCCUCAGCAGGGUCAUCGGUAUCACCAAUCACCGCAAACAUUAAGGGCAAGGGAAAGGCCAAGGCCAAACAGAAUACACAACCAACAAAAUCCUCAUCAAAGUCACUCUCCAAACCUGCCAACGCCCCAAAUCGCUUCAAGCGUUCUCGUGACCAAUCUGAAUCCGAAUCCGAAUCAGCAACACCACGCCCCGAAUCCCCCAGAAUAUUACCUGCUACUCCAUCCGAGUUGGCUUCGGACGAUGAGGCCGAAGCUUCAAAUAAUGGCCGCGAACGCUCACCAUCGCAAGAGGCAGACUACAUUCUUGCAGAAAUCAUUACAAAAAAUACACAGGAAGAUGUAGCGUUGGAGGAGCCGGCAAUACCUCCCAAGUUGAUCACCAAACUGCUGCAUCAUCAUUUCCAGAAUGAAAAGACGAGGAUCUCGAAGGAUGCCGAUGCUGUGAUGGGGAAAUACAUUGAUAUCUUCGUGAGAGAGGCUAUUGCUCGUGCAGCGCUUGAGAGGAAUCUCGCGAAUGGGAAAACGGGCAAGAAGGGUCUCGUGGAUAAUUUUCUAGAGGUCGAAGAUCUCGAAAUGCUGACACCGCAGCUUAUCAUGGACUUCUAA
Penicillium taxi is the source of this 786-nucleotide messenger RNA. Its product is annotated as CENP-X/MHF2 family protein. The coding region runs from base 1 to 786 and encodes 261 amino acids. NCBI's taxonomy places the organism in Eukaryota, Fungi, Ascomycota, Eurotiomycetes, Eurotiales, Aspergillaceae. The transcript is spliced from 2 exons. Gene Ontology annotation, biological process: DNA repair; resolution of meiotic recombination intermediates; kinetochore assembly. The record is from RefSeq and is a predicted model, not a curated record. Gene Ontology annotation, cellular component: FANCM-MHF complex; Fanconi anaemia nuclear complex.